AUGUCCAGAUCUUGCCGGCGGCAGGCACAUGCUAACGAGGACAGCAGUGAGGACACCACAAAGGGCAAGAAAGCCGCUAGAAGAAGCCCUAAAGACCAGAAGCCUGGAAAGGAAGAAAGGGGGGGAUCUCAACCCUCUUCUAAAGCCAACAGGAAACCUGGUGCAGCUUCUCAUUCGCUGUACGACCUCCUAGGCGUUGCGCGGGAUGCCUCUCAAAAGGAAAUUACUUCUGCUUACAGACGCAGGGCUCUACUGUGCCACCCUGAUAAGAUUCGUCAGAGGCAGAAAGGAAGCGGAGAGACGGGAGAAGAAAGCCUCGAAGGCAAGUCGUACGAGGAGGCGUAUGCAUUCUACAGAGAGAAGUUCCCCGAAGUGACAGAAGAAGCCAUUAAUGAGUUCAAGCGCCGCUACAUCGGCAGCGAAGAGGAGAAAGAGGACAUAGAAGACUUUGUUAACAGAUUCGACGGAGACUUGUCUAAAUUUUUCGAAUUUGUUCCUCUUAGCGACCCCUCCGACUGCAAACGCUACAUGGACGUGUUCUCCGAGCUCCUCAAAGCGAAGAAAAUCAAAGCCACAGAAAAAUACAAAAAGUCCUUUCGCGAGUUCGAUGCCAUUGCCGAGAAGUACAGAAAACGCUUCGAGAAAGAGAAGGGUGCUGCACGUAAAAGCAAUGCCAGCAAGAAGGAAGAAGAUAUGUCUGCUCUCGCUCUAUCCAUCCUU
This is a messenger RNA of Eimeria acervulina, 720 nucleotides long. RefSeq names its product DnaJ domain-containing protein, putative. Gene Ontology annotation, molecular function: heat shock protein binding. The transcript is spliced from 5 exons. The annotation marks the transcript as partial. NCBI's taxonomy places the organism in Eukaryota, Apicomplexa, Conoidasida, Eucoccidiorida, Eimeriidae. The record is from RefSeq and is a predicted model, not a curated record. Gene Ontology annotation, cellular component: nucleus; cytoplasm.